Amborella trichopoda is the source of this 6483-nucleotide messenger RNA. RefSeq names its product 1-phosphatidylinositol-3-phosphate 5-kinase FAB1B. Gene Ontology annotation, molecular function: 1-phosphatidylinositol-3-phosphate 5-kinase activity; ATP binding; metal ion binding. Gene Ontology annotation, biological process: phosphatidylinositol phosphate biosynthetic process. NCBI's taxonomy places the organism in Eukaryota, Viridiplantae, Streptophyta, Magnoliopsida, Amborellales, Amborellaceae. Gene Ontology annotation, cellular component: endosome membrane. The record is from RefSeq and is a predicted model, not a curated record.
UUGUUUUGCAUCGACCAAUUUGAAAUUCUGAAACCCAAAAACAUAACUUCUCAUUUUUGCACGCUUUUCUCUGUAUUCCUACAUGAUUCAGUGAUCUUCUAUCAAUUAUUCGUUCUCUCUGUGCACAAAUUCUUCUGAGCUUUGGAUUGAAAAAUUUGAAACUUUAUUUACAUAGAAUUCACGAGCAAAAAUUAGGAGUAGAGAUGGUGAGAGAGACAUUUGUUCAGAGCGUUGAAGCAUUGAACUUGAGCUCCAUGGACGUCACGCGCAAAAGUAUCGUCGCUCCAAAAGGGAAGAGAGAGAAAGGAAGAAGAGAGAGAAAGGGGGGAGAAAACCACCUUUUCCUUUUAGAGAGAGAAAGAGGGAUGACUCGGUUUCCGGUUCAAUGGGGGAGAUGUGUGCGAGGAAUGAGGAGAGAGAUGAAUGAUUCCGAUACAGGUUGAACCUGAAGCUUAAAUGUCGGGAGAAAGGCACAAGCGGGUGGUGGAUUGGCUUUCCACGAAUACAGUGGCUGCUGAUUAUGUAUGAUGAACAUGAAUAUUAUACACAGUAGAUACCUCAAUCUCCACAAAACCAAGGAACCGUAAUUUUAGAGACGGAGAAAAUUCGUAAUUUUGAAGAGAGAUUUCGGAGAGGGGAUUCACGAAGAGAGAUUUCGGAAAGGGUGUGAAUCCCUCAUUUUGGAGAGAGAGACGGACCCAUUUGCAGAAGUGGGGAAGAGAACCCAAUUUCACAGAGCCUAUUUUAGAGAGAAACGAGAGAGACGCCAUUUGCAGAAUUGGGGAAGAGAAUCCAAUUUCGUAGAGCCGAGAGAACCCAAUUUCAGAAUUGGUCAAGAGAACCAAAUUUCAAACAGCAAGCCCAAGAAUGAAUCCAAAUGGAGGUUGCAGAGAUUAGAGCAACACACUGGGAAAUCUAGACAGAGAUGGAAAACAAUCUAGUGAAAGAAAGUUCAGCUAUAACGAACAUGACAAGGCCUUUCAGUUAAUGGAAGGUCGAGAAGAAGACAAGCUCUCAGAACUCGUCAAUGCGUUCAAGUCAUGGAUACACCGGACGACCGAUCCAUCUCGAGACUUUUGGAUGCCCGACCACACCUGUCGUGUCUGCUAUGAAUGCGAUGCUCAUUUCACCAUUUUCAAUCGACGCCACCACUGUCGAAACUGUGGCCGAAUCUUUUGCAAUAAAUGCACCUCAAAUUCGAUUCCUUCUCCAAUUGCAGGGGAAAGGAUUAGGCUUUGCAACUAUUGCUUUAAGCAAAGGCAGAAUGACUCCUCUCCAUUAUUGGGUUUUCAGUUGCCUAGAUCAUCGACAUCUUACUCUUCGGUGGAAAAGAGUGGAAUCGAUAGCGUUUCGGUGGCUUCAGAUCCAAGGUCGCCAGCUUCUAUUGCAGAAUACCCAUUGCCGAACAAUUACAGUCGCUUCUCUGCAAACAGGAGCGAGGAGGAUGAUGGUGAUUCUUCUUAUACCUAUCAUUCUGAGGGAGAUUUGGUAGAUAUUCAGCAGCCGAGAUGCUACUUAAGCUCCGCUGAAUUAGACCAACAAAGCUUGUCAACCCCAUCAAUUUAUCCAAGUGAUUUUGGUCCCCUCAUCUCAUCUCCCAACAAUAAUUUUGUGGAGGAGGAAGCAAGAAAUCAUUCUGUUGAUUUUGCUAAUAAAAUUGCUAUAGAUGAAGUGAGUCAUGGGGACCUUGAUAAUGCCACUGAUAAUGUGGAGGAAGAAUUGGAUCUUGAGUCAUCUGUAUGUGGAGAGCGUACUCCAGAUGACGAAGAUGUUGAUUUUGAUAACAAUGGCCUUCUUUGGCUUCCUCCUGAGCCAGAUGAUGAAGAUGAGGAGAUUGAGCCUUGCCUUCUUGAUGAUGAUGAUGAUGAUGAUGGCAUGGAUCAUGGCGAUGGCCAUAUUGAGGUACCGAGGGAGCGGCCAUACUUGCGAUGCUCAAGCACCUUGGGUACGAAGAGGCCGAGAAAUCGGGAUAAUUCAGGGGAAAUGCAUAGGAAGGCCAUGAAAAGUGUGGUUGAGGGGCAUUUCAGGGGCCUUAUAGCUCAGCUUUUGGAGGGUGAGAACCUACCUAUUGGUGAGGAAGGGGAUAAAGAGAGUUGGUUGGAGAUUGUCACCUCUUUGUCUUGGGAAGCUGCAACGCUUCUAAAGCCAGACAUGAGCAAGGGCGGUGGCAUGGAUCCUGGGGGUUAUGUGAAGGUCAAAUGUGUGGCUUGUGGCCUUCGUAGUGAGAGUGAGGUGAUCCAAGGGGUUGUUUGUAAGAAGAAUGUGGCUCACAGACGCAUGAAAUCAAGGUUCAAGAAUGCUCGUCUCCUUCUCCUAGGGGGAGCGCUUGAGUAUCAGAGAGUCUCAAACCAGUUGUCAUGUUUUGAUACUUUAUUGCAGCAGGAAAUGGAUCACCUGAAGAUGGCUGUUGCAAAAAUAGAAGCCCACCACCCGAAUCUUCUUCUGGUGGAGAAAGCUGUCUCUCGAUUUGCACAAGACUAUCUUUUGGCUAAAGAUAUAGCCUUGGUUUUGAAUGUCAAAAGGCCGUUACUGGAGCGCAUAGCACGGUGCACUGGUGCUCAGAUUGUUCCUUCUAUUGAUAGUCUUUCUUCCCCAAAGUUGGGUUAUUGCGAACUGUUCCAUGCUGACAAGUUUUCCGAAGAGCAUAAAAGCAGUGGACAAACUGGCAAAACGUUGAUAAAGACUUUGAUGUUUUUUCAGGGUUGCCCAAAGCCUUUGGGUUGCACGGUCUUGCUAAAGGGUGCUCAUAGUGAUGAGUUGAAGAAAGUAAAACAUGUGGUCCAGUAUGGAGUCUUUGCGGCAUAUCAUUUGGCACUAGAGACUUCAUUUCUUGCAGAUGAAGGGGCAUCCCUUCCUGAACUUCCCCUCAGUUCUCCCAUAACUGUAGCUUUACCCGACAAGCCUCCCAGUUUAGAUAGGUCCAUCUCCACUAUUCAUCAUUUACAAAUACGUAAUAUGCAUAGCUCAACUGCACAUUCCAACCACUCCUCCACUGAGCGUAAAGCUUGUGCAACAGGAUCAGAUGCCAGUCCUCGUAGUGGUAGCAAGAGAAUAUCUGUGAGACCAUUGAUGCUUGAAAAUGGGGGUGUGAAGGAGGUCAUAGGUAGGAGAAAGGUUGUCUUUGAUGAAACCCAAUUGGGCACUGAUCAGGUGAGGGAAAACCCAGGUGUAUCUCUUGGAGAAACAGCGGCAGGAUCCCCUAAUCAUCAAAGUAUUUCUCAUUAUGAGGAGACACUCUUCAAUGAUGAGUUCCCACCUUCGCCUUCUGACCAACAGAGCAUUCUAGUUUCUCUCUCAACACGUUGUGUGUGGAAAGGGACGAUAUGUGAGCGUGCCCAUCUCUUAAGGAUAAAGUACUAUGGAAGCUUUGACAAGCCUUUGGGACGUUUCUUACAAGACAACUUAUUUGACCAGAGUUUCCAGUGCUGCUCAUGUUCAGCACCAAGUGAAGCACACGUCCACAGCUACACUCACAGACAGGGAAGCCUUACCAUCUCUGUUAAGAAGCUUGUUGAUUUUCCUCUAAAGGGGGAAGGGGAGGGAAAGAUUUGGAUGUGGCAUAGGUGCUUAAAGUGUCCUAGAACUUUUGGAUUCCCCCCAGCUACGAGGAGAGUGGUGAUGUCUGAUGCUGCAUGGGGUUUGUCUUUUGGAAAGUUUUUGGAGCUCAAUUUCUCCAAUCAUGCUGCAGCUAGCAAGGUGGCUAGCUGUGGUCAUUCCUUGCAUAGGGACUGCCUAAGGUUUUAUGGGUUUGGCAGCAUGAUUGCUUGUUUCCGUUAUGCAUCAAUUGAUGUUCACUCUGUGCAUUUGCCUCCUUCAAUAAUUGAUUUAAGCAACCCCAUCCCAGUGGGCUGGAUUGAGAAGGAAGUUACUGAGGUGGCUGAUAGAGCAGAUAUCCUUUUCAGUGAAGUAUCUAAUUUGCUACAUCAAAUUGGUCAUAAAGUUUCAAACUCAGGAACCAUUUGCAAUAGUGUUAAGAUGCUUGAAUUGAGAAGGCAUGUUGCAGAACUUAAAUUUGUGCUUCAGAAAGAGAAGGCUGAAUUUGAAGAGUUCCUUAACAAUGCAAUGAAGAAAGAUCUUCAGCAGGGACACCCAGUUGCUGACAUAUUGGAAAUCAACAAACUGAGACGGAAAUUGAUAUUUCAGUCUUAUGCUUGGGACCAUCACUUGCUUUUCCUAAAUGUAUCAAUCAACAAGGACUCUUCCUUGUGUAGUUCAGUUCAUGGUCUGUCAGUAGAGCUUAAUAGUUCCUUAGCAUAUGAGAAAGAGAAGAAAGGAUGGGCAAAGGGGACUCAUGGAAUGGAUAAGGAUGACGAUGAAAUGGACAGCUUGGCACCUUUAGAUCUAAAACAUAGUUUGAUUGUAACAAAUGGAAAUUUUAUGAACACUCACUAUACACAUAUGGGGGAGGUAGUGGUAUCUAAUGACUGUAAAUUACUUUAUGAUGGGAAUGUUGACAGUGGUCGUUUACAGUUUCCAAAUGUGGAAGUUUUUUGUACGAAGUCAGAUGAUUUUGAGAAAGAAGCUAGCUUCCAGGAUUAUGUGACAGAGAGCCAUGGACUUGGUAUGGAUACCAUUCCAGAGGGAGUUUUGCUUGCUGAGAUUACAGGAUCUUGGGACAUUCCAGAUGUUCAGGAAUCUAAUCUAGGAGAUGGAGAGCUUUCAAUUAUGGAAAGCCUUUCUCAUGCCCUAGAUGUGGUUCUAGGAGGUAACUCUAAUACAGUAGCUGCACAAUGUAACCCAGCAAUGGAGUCCAAAGUAGUCCGCACUGUGGAAGAACAAGCUGGGCUUGAUCUGGUCCAGGCCUGCGAGCCCACAUCACCAGUCAAUGGGAUUGAUGCUAGGAUGAGCUCAAACUCCCCUUUCCUCAACUUCUAUAAUGCUUACAGUAAGAAUAUAGUCUCUGUUGGUGAAUACAAUCUAUCCCAUGUGUCACCCCUUUAUGGGCCGGAACACCAAGGUGGCGCGAGGCUUCUUCUUCCAUUAGGCAUGAAUGAUGCAGUUAUCCCCAUUUAUGAUGAUGAACCCACAAGCAUGAUAGCCUAUGCUCUUGUCUCUUCAGACUAUCAUUCCCAGAUAAGCAAUGAGGGCGAGAGGCCUAGAGAGAGAGAGAUGGGUGGUUUGUCUCUCACUUCUUCCUUUUCUGAGUUCUCAUCCUUUAUACCUUCUCUCCAUUCCUUUGAAGGGUCAUUUGAGUUCAUGGCUGAGAAUGUGAGCAGGGAUAGAAGCUCCAGUUCUCUUGAAGAUAUGUCUAUUUCCAGUAGUAGAAGCUCUCCUCUUGUAGAGCACUGUAAAGGGGUGCAUGUUAGGGUUUGUUUCAAAGACGAGAGCUCACUGGGCACAGUGAAGUACAUAGUCACCUGUUAUCAUGCAAAACAGUUCGAUGCUUUGAGAAGGAGGUGUUGCCCAUCUGAGAUGGAGUAUGUGGCUUCGAUCAGUCGGUGCAAGAAAUGGGGUGCUCAGGGUGGGAAGAGCAAGGUGUUCUUUGCUAAGACUCUGGAUGAUAGAUUCAUAGUUAAACAAGUGACAAAAACAGAGCUUGAGUCUUUCAUAAAAUUCGCGCCAGAGUACUUUAAGUACCUCUCUAACUCCAUGACCACUGGUUGCCCCACCUCUCUGGCUAAGAUUCUUGGUAUAUAUCAGGUUACUUCGAAGCACCCGAGAGGAGGUAAGGAGGUGAGGAUGGACCUAAUGAUCAUGGAAAACCUUACACGUGGACGGAAGCUUACUCGUCUCUAUGACUUGAAAGGAUCCUGUAGGUCACGAUACAAUCCUGAUUCCAGUGGGACAAACAAGGUUCUGCUGGACCAGAACCUGAUUGAGGACAUGCCAACCUCUCCAAUUUUUGUUGGGAACAAAGCCAAACGGUUGUUAGAGAGAGCUGUAUGGAAUGACACUUCGUUCCUCGCGUCGAUCUAUGUGAUGGACUAUUCUUUACUCGUUGGCGUCGACGAGGAGAAGCACGAAUUGGUAGUUGGAAUUAUUGAUUUUAUGAGGCAGUAUACAUGGGAUAAGCACUUGGAGACUUGGGUUAAAGCGUCUGGGAUUCUUGGUGGCCCAAAAAAUGUGUCCCCAACUGUCGUAUCUCCCAUGCAAUACAAGAAGCGAUUUCGUAAGGCCAUGUCCACGUAUUUUCUCAUGGUACCAGAUCAGUGGUCCCCACUUACCAUCUUGCCUGCCCUCUCAAGAUCGAAUGGGGAUGGUUCCUAAUGCUUAAAAUUGUGGGCCCGAUGUAAUUAGUUUCAACCUCUUGUGCCUCAUGCGAUAACAACUGGAAGGCAAAGGCAGUUUUAAUUUUCAUCUUGUUUUGUGGCGGUCAACUGUGAAGUGUGAGUUAAAUCUUGGACAUUAGUGAUCAGAUCAGAGCUAACUCUCAUGCCAAACACUCAAUUCUUUUUUACUGAGAUCAAGGGAUUUAUGAUCAAGGGAUUUAUGAAUGAUGCUACCUUAUAAUGUAGAACUACGGAUUCCCCUUAAAAAUCCAUC